GACACGGGGGAUACCCAGAAGAUCCGAGACAUCACCAUGGACACGGGGGAUACCCAGAAGAUCCGAGACAUCACCAUGGACCAGGAAGACAUGGACAAGAAGGGAUUUGGAAAGCGUUAUGCGUUUCUGUUCUCGUCUAAGCAACCCGAGCCCCCAUCGCCGCCGCGAAGCCGAGCGAACCAGGGUGGCCAACUGAGGAGGUCAAACUUGAAGAACAUUGGAUCUAGUAUCGAACAACACCUUGUGGAUUUGGUCAGUGGAUUCGGCGAGAAUCCUGACGCCGGAUUCGGCGAACGGAAGUUUGACCUUGUGACAGAUAUUAACGGCCAUGUGCCGGGUCAUCUCGGCGUGCUGAUCACCAUGGAGCGCGGUGAUUCCAGUGGCCGCCUUGAUUAG
This is a messenger RNA of Eimeria acervulina, 396 nucleotides long. RefSeq lists its product as hypothetical. The annotation marks the transcript as partial. The record is from RefSeq and is a predicted model, not a curated record. The transcript has 6 exons. NCBI's taxonomy places the organism in Eukaryota, Apicomplexa, Conoidasida, Eucoccidiorida, Eimeriidae.